This is a messenger RNA of Guillardia theta CCMP2712, 609 nucleotides long. RefSeq lists its product as hypothetical. NCBI's taxonomy places the organism in Eukaryota, Cryptophyceae, Pyrenomonadales, Geminigeraceae. The coding region runs from base 1 to 609 and encodes 202 amino acids. The record is from RefSeq and is a predicted model, not a curated record. The transcript has 5 exons.
AUGUCUCUGUUCAGGAAUCUCACGAGGAAGGAGCUUCGUCAGGUGGCGGCUUCUUCUUCCGUCCGUCAGUUCGCGCCGAGAAACAUCAUCUGCAAGAAGGGGACGCGAGCGAAGCAGCUGUUCCUCGUGCUGAGCGGCGAGGUGCUUGAAUGUUCUGAGUCGAACUUGAGUCAGAGGAUGUUUUCAUCCGGAGCUGCGACAGGCUUGAUGUCUGCGCUGCUCGGGAGGGAGCUGGACGUCACCUGGGUAGCAGGCAGACGAGGAAGCUUGAUCGGAUCCAUCCCCUCCUACGCUUUCGGCAAAGUCAUCGAGGAUCACGGCCAGGAGUUUGCGGAGACGAUCAUGCAGCAGGGGCUUCAGUGCCUGUCUCCCGCUAGGGGCUUCUGCUCGUCCGCCAAGGUCAACUUCCUGUCCUUCGUGCUUGACCGAUUCAAAGAUUCGAACCGACUCGCCUGCAUCCGAAGCAACUUGACGAGAAGCCUUGGCUUGACAUUGCUGAGGACAUGCUUCUACGGUUGGAACCUCACGCUCUUGACGAGCCAGCGCUCGCGAGUUUUGAGCAUCAGGAGGAGGCAGAGGUACUGGCAUGCCUCCUACCCCACACCCUGA